AUGAAUCCGCUUCGAGUGCCAAUCACUUUAGAAACUCGAGUUCCUCCAGAAUACAAGACCUUCAUCGAUUACCAGACGGAGGUAUCGACAUCAAUCAAGGCUACUCAAAUUUGUAACAAGAUAGGUUUUUCGGGGCAAUUGAGAGUUGAAGCACAGGGUUUUCAAGGUGGUAUUUGGCUAUUUUGGCGCACUGACAAGGUGACUGUCACUCCAUUUGGUGAUCAUUCUCAGCAUCUUACGGUCCAAAUUGCAAAGUUUGGAGAUGAUCCAUGGCUUUUCUCAGCCAUAUAUGCUAGCCCUGAUAGCAUUCUCCGAAAAGAAUUGUGGGAUGAAUUGGAAAAAAUUAAAAAUAGUUACUCUAGUCCAUGGAUUUUAGGGGGCGACUUCAAUGAAAUGAUGACUAUGGAUGAGAGGAAUGGUGUUGGUGGCUCUAAAAUGCAAAGAAGAUGCCGAGAUUUCUCUAACUUGAUUGAGAAUAACGAAUUGAUUGAUUUGGGUUGCUCGGGGCCUGAGCAUACUUGGAUUAGAGGGAAUUCUCCCGAGACUUUCAAAUCGGCUAGGCUGGAUAGAGCAUUUGCAAAUGAAGCCAGGAGAAUGAAGUUCGAUGAAGCUACCGUUCGAAAUCUCCCUAAGUCGCAAUCAGAUCAUUGCCCGAUACGUGUUAGUACUACAGGGUUUGCGCCUCUUCCAAUGGCUAUUAAACCCUUCCGGUUCCAAGCUACGUCAAUCAUAAAAAAUUCUCAGACUUUGUUCAUAGGAAUUGGGAUAGCAAUGCCUCGUUAA
Chenopodium quinoa (quinoa) is the source of this 783-nucleotide messenger RNA. RefSeq lists its product as uncharacterized. The coding region runs from base 1 to 783 and encodes 260 amino acids. The record is from RefSeq and is a predicted model, not a curated record. Gene Ontology annotation, molecular function: catalytic activity. NCBI's taxonomy places the organism in Eukaryota, Viridiplantae, Streptophyta, Magnoliopsida, Caryophyllales, Amaranthaceae. The transcript is spliced from 2 exons.